Fundulus heteroclitus (mummichog) is the source of this 682-nucleotide messenger RNA. RefSeq names its product ribosomal protein L14 (gene rpl14). Lineage: Eukaryota; Metazoa; Chordata; Actinopteri; Cyprinodontiformes; Fundulidae. Gene Ontology annotation, biological process: translation; ribosomal large subunit biogenesis. The record is from RefSeq and is a predicted model, not a curated record. Gene Ontology annotation, cellular component: cytosolic large ribosomal subunit; ribosome. Gene Ontology annotation, molecular function: structural constituent of ribosome; RNA binding. The coding region runs from base 109 to 522 and encodes 137 amino acids. The transcript is spliced from 6 exons.
UUGUCGACUCGUUUCGAAGCAGUAGAACCGCGCAUGCGUGAAGCGAACGGAAGUCGUUUCAGGGCUGAGCGGAAGCCGUGACGUCCUUUCUGCUCUCAGCCUGCCAUCAUGGUGUUUAAACGAUUCGUCGAGAUCGGCCGCGUCGCUUACAUCUCGUUUGGACCCCAUGCCGGCAAGCUGGUGGCCAUCAUUGACGUUAUCGACCAAAACAGGGCGCUUGUAGAUGGACCCUGCACAGGCGUGAAGAGGCAAGCCAUGCCCUUCAAGUGCAUGCAGCUCACGGACUACGUCAUCAAAGUACCCCACAGCGCCCGCCAGAAGUUUGUGAGGCGAGCCUGGGAGAAGGCCCAGGUCAACGAGAAGUGGUCGCAGAGCAGCUGGGCCAAGAAGAUCGAGGCAAGACAGAAGAGGGCCAAGAUGUCUGACUUUGACCGCUACAAGGUGAUGAAGGCCAAGAGGAUGAGAAACAAGAUCAUCAAACACGAGGUGAUGAAGCUCCAAAAGGAGGCGGCAAAGAAGUGAAAAACUUUCACAAAAUAAAUGUGUUGCUGUUCAUCUGGGUCUUCUGUUUAUUGUUAGAUUACCAGAAUUUAAUAUACAGUAGUUUAAUGGAAAGCUCUCACAACUAAUGUCACUUCUAUCGGUCGAACAUCACUUGGUAUCAUUAAAUUUGGUAAAAUAA